Molecule: messenger RNA, 1248 nt
Organism: Callorhinus ursinus (northern fur seal)
Lineage: Eukaryota; Metazoa; Chordata; Mammalia; Carnivora; Otariidae
Gene: KCNJ5
Product: potassium inwardly rectifying channel subfamily J member 5
Biological process (GO): potassium ion import across plasma membrane; regulation of monoatomic ion transmembrane transport
Cellular component (GO): plasma membrane
Molecular function (GO): G-protein activated inward rectifier potassium channel activity
Source: RefSeq, a predicted model, not a curated record
AUGGCUGGCGAUUCUAGGAAUGCUAUGAACCAGGAUAUGGAGAUUGGGGUCACUCCCAGGGACCCGAAGAAGAUCCCCAAACAGGCCCGCGAUUACAUCCCCAUUGCCACCGACCGUACUCGCCUGCUAGCAGAAGGCAAGAAGCCCCGCCAGCGCUACAUGGAAAAGAGUGGCAAGUGCAACGUCCACCAUGGCAACGUCCAAGAAACCUACCGAUACCUGAGCGAUCUCUUCACCACCCUUGUGGACCUCAAAUGGCGCUUCAACCUGCUUGUCUUCACCAUGGUCUAUACCAUCACUUGGCUGUUCUUCGGUUUCAUUUGGUGGCUGAUCGCUUACAUCCGGGGUGAUCUGGACCAUGUUGGUGACCAAGAGUGGAUUCCUUGUGUUGAAAACCUCAGUGGCUUUGUGUCUGCCUUCCUGUUCUCCAUUGAGACAGAGACCACCAUCGGGUAUGGCUUUCGGGUGAUCACAGAGAAGUGUCCGGAGGGGAUCAUACUUCUCUUGGUCCAGGCCAUCCUCGGCUCCAUCGUCAAUGCCUUCAUGGUGGGGUGCAUGUUUGUCAAGAUCAGUCAGCCAAAGAAGAGAGCAGAGACCCUCAUGUUUUCCAACAAUGCAGUCAUCUCCAUGAGGGACGAGAAACUCUGCCUCAUGUUCCGGGUGGGUGACCUUCGUAACUCCCACAUUGUGGAGGCCUCCAUUCGUGCCAAGCUCAUCAAGUCCCGGCAGACCAAAGAAGGAGAGUUCAUCCCCCUGAACCAGACGGACAUCAACGUGGGCUUCGACACUGGUGAUGACCGUCUCUUCCUGGUGUCUCCACUCAUCAUCUCCCAUGAGAUCAACGAGAAGAGCCCUUUCUGGGAGAUGUCCCGGGCCCAGCUGGAUCAGGAGGAGUUUGAAGUCGUGGUCAUUCUAGAAGGGAUGGUGGAGGCAACAGGCAUGACUUGCCAAGCACGGAGCUCCUACAUGGAUACCGAGGUGCUCUGGGGCCACCGAUUCACACCAGUCCUCACGUUGGAAAAGGGUUUCUACGAGGUGGACUACAACACCUUCCAUGACACGUACGAGACCAACACGCCCAGCUGCUGUGCCAAGGAGCUGGCCGAAAUGCAGCGGGAAGGCCGGCUCCUCCAGUACCUCCCGAGCCCGCCCCUGCCGGGGGGCUGUGCUGAAACAGAGGCCGAGCAAGAGGGAGAGGAUGAGCCUGAGGGGCUGAGUGAGUCCCGGGAGAACAGGGGCUCCGUGUGA